UAGUACAGAUAAUCGACGACUAUCGGUUUAAGUUUGUAAAAAAAAACAAGUAGCGUGGAGGCAUUGUUCCAUGUGAUUUUGAUGUGUGUAUUUCGGAUUCAGUUUCGUGUAUUUUUCAUGUGAUUGAUCAUGUUAGAAGAGGUUGAAAGCUCCAGAGGGAGCACGACGAAUGCUGAUGGAAAUGUAGUAGCUACGAUAUUGAAAACAUUGGAUGCCAACAAAUAUGCAACAAAGAAAACGAUUGCGCAGGGUCUGCUGGACGUGGCCCUGCUCACUGCUAAUGCAUCCCAAUUGAAGUACAUCCUGCAAGUCGGAGAGAAACACGAGUUUUACACGCUGAUGCUAACGCUGAUCAUAAUCUCAAUUGUCCUUCAGGUGGCAGUUGGUGUUUUAUGUUUAACGCUAAAUUUAUUACGCGACUGUCGCUUGCACAUUGAAGACUACCACUCUUCUGCCCAAUGGCUCAAUUACUUUACCACGACCUGCGCCUUCUUUAUAACCGUCCUCAACCUUUUAAUAUCAUGCUUCGAUCCUACCAUCGCCAAAUACGCGAUUUUCGAGGCGCCCAGCGUCGACGGCUCUUUGUAAUAAUGCAAAACUGUAGAACUUGAUGCAGAAGAAGUGUUGCCUUUCAAAUUGUAUCCAACUAUUAAUUGCAUCCACGUCCACUAAAUUCAUACGUUUUUUGUUUGUUUUUUAGCUUGUGGUGGCGAUUUUGUUCGUGAUUAUCGGCGGGCUUAACAUUAACAAACAAUCGGAUCAUACCGUUGCUAUCAUCCUGAACGACGUCAUUCUGAUUUUCGUUUUUAUCAUCUCCUUAGUUAACAUCAUCAUCUCUGGUUUUGGGAUCGAAUACUCCAAUCAACCAUUGAAACUGAUCAACCAAACACCCAUGAAUUAGAUCUCUACUUCUUGUAAUUGUUCUGUGUUUUGUUGUACACAGGUCACGGCCGCUUUGAUCUCAGUCAUCUCGGCAAUACUCAUGGUUAAC
This is a messenger RNA of Nicrophorus vespilloides, 991 nucleotides long. RefSeq names its product ninjurin-2-like. Gene Ontology annotation, cellular component: membrane. Bases 130 to 588 code for a protein of 152 amino acids. NCBI's taxonomy places the organism in Eukaryota, Metazoa, Arthropoda, Insecta, Coleoptera, Silphidae. Gene Ontology annotation, biological process: tissue regeneration; cell adhesion. The record is from RefSeq and is a predicted model, not a curated record. The transcript is spliced from 3 exons.